Pseudonaja textilis is the source of this 525-nucleotide messenger RNA. NCBI's taxonomy places the organism in Eukaryota, Metazoa, Chordata, Lepidosauria, Squamata, Elapidae. The record is from RefSeq and is a predicted model, not a curated record.
CGAUUUGAACUCCAGGAUUCCAGAAAAUUUGCUGUCCCUACAAACGUCGUAAGUGUGAAGAAGAGGGAGGGCGAGCAAAGCUUGCAGGCUGAUGUGACCGUCUCGAUAGGCGGAGAAGCUGUGACAUGCCAGGUUCCCGCUGGGACUCACCCCUCCGGGGUCCAGAGCCCCGCGGCCGAAGGCUUUGUCCGGACCUUCAGCCACGAGCAGCUGCUGGCCCAGAUGAUGCAGUCCCACAUGGUGAAGGACCUCUGCCUGAUUGGACAGAAAGGUUGUGGCAAAACCGUGGUUGCCAAAGCGUUUGCCGCCCUCUUGGGAUACAACGUGGAGCCCAUCAUGCUCUACCAGGAUAUGACAGCGCGAGACCUCCUGCAGCAAAGGUACACGCUGCCCAACGGGGACACCUCCUGGAGACCGUCUCCCCUGGUCACCGCUGCCCUCCAGGGGAAGCUGCUCAUUCUGGACGGCCUUCACCGGGUCAACCCAGGCACGCUGGCCGUCCUCCAAAGGACGACAUUCGGCUAA